AUGGCCGUUGACCGCUGUGUGGCCAUCUGUAAACCCCUGCACUACAUGAGCAUCAUGAACCGGCGGGUCUGCAGUGUGUUGGUAGCUCUAGCCUGGGUAGCGUCCUGUGUGCAUUCUUUAGUUCAGAUUUUCCUGACCUUGCGUUUACCUUUCUGUGGUCCCAAUGUGAUUGAUCACUAUUUAUGUGACUUGCAGCCCUUGUUGAAACUUGCCUGUACAGACACCUAUGUGACCAACCUACUACUGGUGUCCAAUAGUGGGGCCCUUUGCAUAAUGAGCUUUGUGGUGCUGAUGUUCUCCUAUGUUAUCAUCUUGCAUUCUCUGAGAAACCACAGUGCUGAAGGGAGGAGAAAAGCCCUUUCCACCUGCAUCUCCCAUGUCACCGUAGUCAUCUUGUUCUUUGUUCCCUGUAUAUUUAUAUAUACACGCCCCGCAACCACCUUCUCCACGGAUAAGAUGAUAACUGUGUUUUAUACAAUUGGAACACCUUUGCUUAACCCUCUGAUUUAUACGUUGAGAAAUGCUGAGGUGAAAAAUGCCAUGAGGAAGCUAUGGAGCAAGAAACUGAUCUCAGAAGACUGA
Loxodonta africana (African savanna elephant) is the source of this 582-nucleotide messenger RNA. Its product is annotated as olfactory receptor 4C11-like. Gene Ontology annotation, biological process: G protein-coupled receptor signaling pathway. Gene Ontology annotation, molecular function: olfactory receptor activity. The record is from RefSeq and is a predicted model, not a curated record. Lineage: Eukaryota; Metazoa; Chordata; Mammalia; Proboscidea; Elephantidae. The transcript has a single exon. Gene Ontology annotation, cellular component: plasma membrane. The coding region runs from base 1 to 582 and encodes 193 amino acids.